AUGCGUUUAAAAACUCUUCAUCAUCAACGUCCAAUAUCUAAAGCUGAAGGUAUUGUUAUUACUGGAAAUAAAAUUGAUUUAAUAAAUGAUAUUAAAACAAAAUAUCAUCAUAAAAUUGAUUCAAUGAAUAAUGAUGGUACUAAACAAAAUACAAAUCGUUCACAAAAACACUUUGAACAAAUCCGUCAAAAUCUCGCUUCAGAUACAUCAACAGCAUCAUAUCAAGCAAUUGAAGCUACGUAUCUUAAACAUGGAAUAAUAAUUCAUAUUUUAAAAACAACACCAAUGGUAAAAGUGACAAACCAAAAUACAUCAUCUAUAUUAACGUCAAACACUAAGCCAACAUUUCGUCGCAAAGCAUUUUUAUGUAAAAAACAAAAUUGUGAUCUACAACACCGUUCAAUAAAUAUACUACAAUAUUCGAUGAAUGAUGAAACAAACUCUGAAUCGAAUCAUGCAAAAUCACUUACUGAAUUAGAGACUGCUACAUCAAUAAUGGCAGAUGACUUAGAUAAAAAUCUUAUUUUAAACGUUUCAUAUCCUGUCGAUCAAGGGCAGCACAGUUCAUUCGAUAUUCAUUCAUCAUCCAUUAUUACUAAUGAAAAGUCAGAGAUUGUCGAAGAUGAUAGAAGUCAGCUACUACUGUUAAGAGCUCAGUCAUCCGUACAGCAAGACAAAGACGAACCAACGAAACAUUUUACUAAUAUUAAAUUUAAUGAAGAAAGUGUUCAAUCACUAUCACCUAAACAACAACAACAAGUUAAAGAAGAUCCAGAUUUGGUUUACAUGUAUAAUUUAUUGAAAAAACAUACAGGAAAUAGUGUUACUGACGCUAUUCGUCGUCGAGCGGGUCUUCGUAAUACAUUUGCUGUACAUCGUCGAUUAUCUCAAAAUCUUGCUAGUGGUGAAGAAUCAAAUAACAAAAGUCAUUAUAAUAAAGUAUUAAUUCCAUAUACCCAUUCUAAUAUCGAUUUUUGUCCAACACCUACCAUUACAAAACUUCAGAGACGUAAUUAUGAUCACGAGCACCAUCAUCAAAUGAAUGUGAAUGAAUACAAAUCGUUUUCUAACAUCACACAGAAAAAAAUUGAAAAAGAUAUUGUAAAGCAUGCAUCGCGAAUAAGAACGACACAAUCGAAAGAAUAUUACUCAUUCGGUAGUAGUAAUAAUCGUUUAGCAUCAUCUUAUACAAACACUAAUACUGAUAGUCACAAACGGAUCAAUUUUAAUCAACAUCAAAAUAUUAAACAGAAAACAACAAUACAUCAGCCAUCAACACCCAUAAGUCUAGUAAGUAAAACAAUCACCAUGCAUUACAUAUCAAAGAAAUAG
Messenger RNA from Didymodactylos carnosus, 1332 nucleotides. NCBI's taxonomy places the organism in Eukaryota, Metazoa, Rotifera, Eurotatoria, Philodinida, Philodinidae. The record is from the annotation of a GenBank genome assembly.